Aptenodytes forsteri (emperor penguin) is the source of this 296-nucleotide messenger RNA. RefSeq names its product transmembrane protein 161A-like. The annotation marks the transcript as partial. The transcript has 2 exons. Lineage: Eukaryota; Metazoa; Chordata; Aves; Sphenisciformes; Spheniscidae. The record is from RefSeq and is a predicted model, not a curated record.
UGAACGGCGUGAUGGAUGACAAGCCCCUCUCUGUGCCCCGGGAUAUCGACCUCCGCCUGGACACCAGCCCCAUCACCGCCGUGGAUGCUCUCGUGCUGCGUUAUUUCCUGGAGUACCAGUGGUUCGUGGAUUUUGCCAUCUACUCCACCGCCGUGUACGUCUUCACUGAGGGCUACUACUGCCUGGUGGACCCCCAGAAGGAGACGAACAUCGGGGUGCUCUGGUGCCUGCUGACGGUUGUCUUCUCCGUGUAUCCUUCUGCUGGCUUUUGGGGGGUGAUUGCUGCCACCCGCCAG